Messenger RNA from Blepharisma stoltei, 2243 nucleotides. NCBI's taxonomy places the organism in Eukaryota, Ciliophora, Heterotrichea, Heterotrichida, Blepharismidae. The record is from the annotation of a GenBank genome assembly.
AUGGGUUGUUGCACGUCAAAAAAAUCAAUAAAAGUUUCGAGUUCGCCUGGAAUUCUCCGCUUAUCUAGCAGAAACAUAGAAAAAAUAGUGUUUACUGCAAAAACACCUCACACACGAUCGGUCACAAUUCAUGAAGUCUCCAAAAACCGAAGAUCAUCCCAUGUAACGCAUAGGGUUGGCCCAAUUGAGGAUCACUACACUGUUUUAGAAAAGAUUGGGUCUGGAGGAUACGGAAAUGUUUUUCAAAGUUGAAUUAAGCGCUUAUAAGUCUAUAAGCAGAUUGACCACUAUCCUAAUAUCUGGGGUAACGACCCUAGCCAAAGAUUUAGCUCCCUAGGUUAAAGCCGCCUCUUGCAGAUACCCCUUAAUCCCUAUAGACAAUAGCUAUGUGGCAGGCAAAACCUGCCUCGCCUAAAGUAGAAACAUAAAAAAAUUAGGGGAGAAAUAGCGGCAAGAUAUCCCAAAACCGAAGGCCUACUUCAAAGGUGACAGAAGCACUGUUUUUAUCUUCAUUUGGAUAGGCUCUACUCUGCUCCAUAGGAGCGCUCAACAGAGUCCUUCGUUCAUCUGACCAUUUUAUUUCUAUGUUUUUCAAGGAAUUGAUAAACAUACAGGUUUCCAUCGAGCUUUAAAAUGCAUAAAAAAAAACAAGUUAAAAACUACAAACUUAAUGAGAGAAGUAGAAAAUCUGCAGGAACUUGUAAACAUUAUAUAGGAUCAUCCUAACAUUUUGAGAGUUAUGGAAGUUCUUGAGGAUUCCGAAAAUUUUUGAAUUAUUACAGAAUUAUGUAAAGGGCCAAACCUUUUUGAAAAAAUCUCGAAAUUUGAAGUUUUCAGCGAAAAUCAAGCUGCUAAAUAUAUGCAUGAUAUAUUAUCAGCCUUAAGCCACUGCCACAAAGCUGGAAUCAUACAUAGAGACAUCAAACCUGAAAAUUUACUCUUCGAAACAAACGAUGAAAAUUCCGUAUUAAAAAUCAUUGACUUCGGGACUUCACGAAAAAUAACUGAAGACAUAAAGUGCACAGAGCUAAUAGGAACAGUAAUUUUAAAUUAGCCAUACUAUGUUGCUCCUGAAGUGCUUGAAGGCGCAUAUGAUGAGAAAUGCGACAUAUGAAGCUGCGGCGUGAUUUUGUACAUAAUGCUCUCAGGAAGUCCGCCGUUUAAUGGGUUAAAUACUGGGAAAAUAUUUAAGAAAGUAAAACAAGCUUAUUAUUCAUUUUCAGGUGCUGAAUGAGAAGGAAUUUCUGAAGACGCCAAAGACUUGAUUUCCAAGCUUCUUGAGAAAGAUCCAAACCAGCGAUACACUGCAGAAGAAGCUUUAAUGCAUAUAUGAAUUAAAAGCAGGACCUCUAAUAGCAAUAAAGGCUAUUCUGUAAAUUCAAGUGUUAUCAAUCAUCUACGACAUUUCAAUUCAAGCUGCAAACUGAAAAUUUCAGUGCUGAGGUAUAUAGCGAAUAACCUGAGCAACGCAGAAGAAAUCAAAGAAAUAAGAGAACUGUUUUUAAGACUUGAUCUCAAUGGAGAUGGCAAGCUUAGCAGAGAUGAAUUAAGAAGUGGAUGCAAAAUGCUAGGAAUCAAUAAGUCAGCUGAUAUUGAAGACAUAAUGGAAAGGUGCGAUGCUGACGGGAAUGGAUAUAUUGAUUAUACUGACAGCCCUCUUUUAAAUUGGAUAAAAAAAUCUAUUUUAAUUUUGAGGGUAAAUUUUUUUAAAAAAAAUAUAAAAAUAUUUUUCUUUAUAUAAAACUUAAAUAUUAAAAAAUGAUAAAUUGACACAAUCUUCUUAGGUUUAAUUUGUUUUAUGUAGAAUAAAUUCAAAAAAUUAAUCGAUUCAGUGUGAAAACUGUUUUAAUAAUAUUAAUUUGAAACUUUUUCCAUGAAAUUAGAUCAAAGCAAUUUUAAAUUUUCCAAUUUUAAAAAAUUUUUCAAUUUAAAUGGUGGCUAAAGUACCCAAAAAUGCAAAUUUUACCUAUAUUUUGUUCCAGUUUAAAGAGGGGAGUGAGUUCAUUAUUGCGACUAUGGAUUGGGAAAAUAAGUUAUCGAUGGAUAAACUUAGAGAAGCAUUUGAAGCUUAUGAUAUUGAUGGGACUGGAGGGAUCAGCAUAGAAAAUUUAAAGAAAUUUUUCGCUGAUGAUCUGAGCUUGAAUCCUAGUGAUUUCGAAGACAUGCUUAAGGAAGGAGAUGUUAACGGAGAUGGAAUCAUCGAUAUAAAUGAUUUCAUAGCGCUUAUGAAUUUCCGAACUUAA